GAUUUCCGGUGCUCUGCAGCGAGCAGGGGGGGGUGUGAAGAAGGCGUCGAAUGGCGUGCACAGCCAAAAGAGCCAGCAAUACUGACACGAGCCCGUCAGCCCCAGCCGGCACAAUUGGCAGGCGAAACAAAAGCCAUCCCAUCCCACGAUCCGACUGCUCUUUUCCCGUUCCCGCCGACGCCUCUGUCGCUCUGCGUCUGCGACAAGAAGAAGGGCUCUGUGCCCUCUGUGCCCAGACCAUCGUCGGCAAGGGCAACCUCCGCGCUCCCCUUCGAAACCCUAUCACCACCCUUACAUUCACCUUCACAAUCACCUCCGCAAUCCUCGCCCCGCCCGCAACAACGGCGUCUCCUGCGGCCUACGACUCGCCCUCGUCGACAUCGCGUCCGUCUGCGCCCGCGCCGACACUGACCGCCCGCUGGAGCUUGACAAACCGCAUUUUCAACCUCAAUUUUCGCUCGCUAUACAACGGUCCCCCACGCCAACCUGCAUCGCGUCUGUGGAAUCCUGUCAACUCGUCCCCACGGACCCUCGCUCUGCCCAACGUCCCUGUGCAACACCCUUCGAUCGGCGAGGGCGUGCCCAGAUCAACCGACGGCCGUGACGAGUACCCUCUUCUGACCCUGCCUGAGCAGCGUCGCAGCCGUCAGAGCCCUGCGCCGUCCUCUCUUGUCGUUGAACGUUCCACCGGUGGAGACAGUGGUCGCACGAGCAUCGGCCUUCCGCGUGAUCGCAGGAGCCUGCCAAUUGAGUCGCAGCCGCCGACGCCUAAACUGCCAAUGCCUAUGGAGCAGGUGCCUGCGCCGCCCGCAGGCGGCGGAGACCAAGCGUCCAUACCGGCGCCUCGCACCGAUGACCUUGAGGCAGGCCUGAAGCCUUCAAAGCAGACAGCCAGUCGUGCCUCGUUGCCGCUAUCUCGUCCGGUCUCAAUGCACUCGCAACGCCUCGGAACUGCCUCGGCUCACGGCGACAGAGAAGCAGACGCAGACGACACCAUAUCGGAAUAUCCAUGGGGACCCUCGCAUCCUUGCUUCCCGCACCCGAAUCCGCAUGUUCCACUUGAGUCCCCUCUGUACGACACGACGCGUAUCAUCCGCAUUAAGCGCGACUGGAUGCUAAAAGGUGACCUGGCCCCGACUUUCGCCAACCUGUACCCGGAAAUCCUGGAUCCUCUAGUCUCAGAAGAUGCGUUCCGCGACAUUAUUAAGAGAGUCAAUGAUGAUCUAAUCAGGGCGUUCAAUCCAAUGAGCUUUCGGGCCUGGUUAGAUACCGUCAUGGGCGUGGCAACCUUCUGGCUGUGGGACGAUGCAGGUCUCACAGCGGUGAAACGGCACCUAGCUGAUCUAGAGAAGUGGCUGGAAGAUUGGAACAAGAAGGUUGGCGAGAAUGAAGGUGUUAGGAUUAUCCCAUUGAGGCGCACAGGGUACCUAACACUCGACAUCCAGAUCCCAGAUCCGCACAUUGGCGUCGACAAUGGAACAUUAUCCCGUCCUAAUACGCAACAGGAUGACCUCCAAACCGUUGCACCGCAACAGCACGGCGAAUUCGCCCCGUUCCCUGUCACGCCUACCCUCCAGGUCCACGCGGGUUCUCCUACUGCUAUUGAAAGUCAAUCAUAAUAUCGAUAUAUCUAUCUACCUAUCUAAUACCCAAGUCUCUUUCCUGAACAUUUGUUUUCUGGCGAAACGGUGGUCGGUCGGGCAUCUGCAGUUUGUUUUUCUUAGCAUUAGCGUUGGUUGUUUUGGCGUCGUGUUGGCCAUGAAUCCCUGAGUAAAGGGAUACAAAAAAUGCGGAUGUUUUGUGGGACGGACAUGAGGCGCUGUGUAAAAAAACAACGUCCAGGACCAGCGUCCACUUUGGAGUCUUGGUCAGAAGGUUGUGGCUUCUCUGCUUUUUUUCUCCACGUCCGAAAUUAGGCAUCACCUGCUGCGAAGCAUAAUUUUUCCUCUAUUUUUUUGUCAACAUUUCUGUCUGUCUGUCUGUCUGAUACCCCAGAAGUUUUCUAUCAGCAUCGGGUGAAUAAAGUAGCAUUUCAAGCAACCACAAUACUACAACAACAUUACCUAUCUC
Messenger RNA from Lindgomyces ingoldianus, 2070 nucleotides. RefSeq lists its product as uncharacterized. Gene Ontology annotation, biological process: protein targeting to membrane; peptidyl-L-cysteine S-palmitoylation. Gene Ontology annotation, cellular component: extrinsic component of endoplasmic reticulum membrane; endoplasmic reticulum palmitoyltransferase complex. The record is from RefSeq and is a predicted model, not a curated record. The transcript has 4 exons. NCBI's taxonomy places the organism in Eukaryota, Fungi, Ascomycota, Dothideomycetes, Pleosporales, Lindgomycetaceae. The coding region runs from base 51 to 1619 and encodes 522 amino acids.